AUGCCAGCCGCGUACCCAACCUACGUAAUUGAGCACGUCGAAGAAGAAGAGCCAGAAGGCUACAAGAUACCGGAAUGGAGUUUAAGAGAGUAUCGCAAUAUGGCAGCGUCUACGCAUGCGGGUGAGAAUGCCCGUGUGAUAUACACGAACCUAUCGUCGACAUCCUACGACAGUCUCAACCAGGCACUGGCGCCAUCCCAAGGCAAAGCGGCAACCACGGAGUGCUACAAGGAGGGCAUUAUGGAUAUAAUCACGCGCGAGGGCAUCCCUCAUGAGAAAGUCUGUCUUCUCGACCCUAAAGCUGAGCAGCCCAUCCAACCACAGGAUUUGGAAACCUUCUCCCAUUUCCUCUUCGGUGGUAUUCUCGGUGACGAUCCUCCACGCGAUCGUACCAAGGAACUUCGCAAAUUUGGUUUCCCGGGUAGACACCUUGGUCCUCGCCAGAUGUCCACCGAUACAGCUCUAGGUACUACCAAGCGCGUCGUUGUGGAUAAUAUUCCUAUGGAGAAGAUGGAUUUCGUUGACGACCCUACUAUCGUCUUUACCCCGCAGGAGUCAGUCGAUAUGCCCUACAGGUAUCUCAACGAUGGUACAGGGAAACCCCUGAUGGCACCAGGGAUGCUCGAUCAUAUUCGCAAGGAUCUCGACAAGGGUUUGGAUUUCUAG
Messenger RNA from Wallemia ichthyophaga EXF-994, 666 nucleotides. RefSeq lists its product as uncharacterized. NCBI's taxonomy places the organism in Eukaryota, Fungi, Basidiomycota, Wallemiomycetes, Wallemiales, Wallemiaceae. The coding region runs from base 1 to 666 and encodes 221 amino acids. The transcript has a single exon. Gene Ontology annotation, molecular function: protein-arginine omega-N monomethyltransferase activity. The record is from RefSeq and is a predicted model, not a curated record. Gene Ontology annotation, biological process: peptidyl-arginine methylation.